Molecule: messenger RNA, 885 nt
Organism: Andrographis paniculata
Lineage: Eukaryota; Viridiplantae; Streptophyta; Magnoliopsida; Lamiales; Acanthaceae
Product: iron-sulfur cluster assembly protein 1-like
Exons: 3
Coding region: 108-599 (163 amino acids)
Biological process (GO): intracellular iron ion homeostasis; iron-sulfur cluster assembly
Cellular component (GO): cytoplasm; mitochondrial matrix
Molecular function (GO): 2 iron, 2 sulfur cluster binding; ferrous iron binding
Source: RefSeq, a predicted model, not a curated record
UCUCGUCGAUCCGCCUUUGCUGACACUUGGAAUCCUUUCCCGUCGUCCCCAAAUUUCUCAAACCCUAAAACCAGAUAAAUCUCGUAUUGUCUCGAUUCGAUCCAAGGAUGCUGAGGCACGUAACCAGCAGGAUUCUUGCUCAAGGGCGAGCUUCCGCCGCGACGCCGGCGCCGGCGCUGCGCAUGUACCACGAGAGGGUGGUGGAUCACUACAACAAUCCGAGGAACGUUGGCUCGUUUGAGAAGAACGAUCCUGACGUCGGAACGGGUCUCGUCGGAGCUCCAGCUUGUGGCGACGUUAUGAAGCUGCAGAUUAAGGUCGACGAGAGUAGUGGAAAAAUUGUUGAUGCUCGUUUUAAGACCUUCGGUUGCGGUUCCGCCAUCGCCUCCUCCUCCGUCGCCACUGAAUGGGUGAAAGGCAAACAGAUGGAAGAAGUGCUUUCGAUCAAGAACACGGAAAUUGCGAAACAUCUAUCUCUGCCGCCGGUUAAGCUUCAUUGCAGCAUGCUGGCCGAGGAUGCAAUAAAGGCUGCUGUCCGAGAUUAUGCAGCAAAGCGCCCGAAAUCGAGCGAAAGUAAAGAUGCAGCAGCAAGUGCCUGAGGGAUGAAUAAUAUGUAAGUGAUCUUAGAUCAUAUAGUUAUGUGUAAUGAAAUAAUGGUGUAGUUGGAAAGGUAUGCAUUGCCUUUUAUACAAACAUACAUCACUGUUGACACAGAAUGUUAUGUAAUACUUUAUAGGUAAACAGGGUUGAUGACAUAUAUAUGUGUAUGUAUAUAUAUAUAUAUAUAUGUGCACAUCUAUGCAUUUACUCUCAAGCUUUCUUUUUUUUAUAGAUAUACAUAUAUUGAGUGAAAUUGAAGUGUUGAAUAAUAUCAUAUUGAAAUAA